AUGAAGAUGCAUUUAGAGAUGCUAUAUUGCAGCGAUGUCCAAUUAAAAGCUUUGCACAGUCAUCUCAAAGUGUGGUACUGGAAAUCAUUAUCACUGAGAAUGGGAAGAAGUGCACCAAUUUUUUCGAUUUGCAAAGCUCUAGGAUGCUUUAAGAUAAAUUGCUUUGAGGUUAAUAGAAGAAGCUGUAAACCGAGACCAAUGAAAUUACAGUAUCUAGUUCAAGAUCCGGAUCCGCGUGCUUUUAUUAGUUGA
Molecule: messenger RNA, 252 nt
Organism: Thlaspi arvense
Lineage: Eukaryota; Viridiplantae; Streptophyta; Magnoliopsida; Brassicales; Brassicaceae
Source: the annotation of a GenBank genome assembly